Molecule: messenger RNA, 603 nt
Organism: Neoarius graeffei (lesser salmon catfish)
Lineage: Eukaryota; Metazoa; Chordata; Actinopteri; Siluriformes; Ariidae
Product: olfactory receptor 13J1-like
Exons: 2
Biological process (GO): G protein-coupled receptor signaling pathway
Cellular component (GO): membrane
Molecular function (GO): olfactory receptor activity
Source: RefSeq, a predicted model, not a curated record
AUGGAGUCCUUUUCACUGGCCCUACUGGCUUAUGAUCGCCUGAUUGCUAUAUGCUUUCCUUUGCGUUACCCGACUAUCAAUACUAAUCUGAGGAUGGUGCUUAUCAUAGCCGGGCUUUGGCUUCUGGUAUUUUUGAUUGAGCUUUUCCCUGUAGCUCUGGCCAGUGGUCUGUCCUAUUGUAGAUCAAGGGUGGUGCCAAGCUGUUGCUGUGAGCAUGGCCAGGUUUACAAGCUAGCUUGUGGAGAUAUUUCUUAUAACAGGAAUCUGGCAACUAUUAAGACAUUAGCUAUUCUGCUUGGCCCUCUGACUUUUAUUAUUUGCUCAUAUGUCAUAGUGGUGGUGGCUGUGUUGCGAAUUGCAUCUACAGCCCAAUGUUGGAAGGCCUUCAACACCUGUCUUACUCACAUGGUCCUGGUCCUCAUUUAUUAUAUGCCGGUGAUUUUGGCUUACAUACUAGGGAACUUGCGAUUAGUGAAAUCACUUGAUCUUUUCAUAGCAGUUCUGACAGUGACCACUACGCUGCCAGCCAUGUUAAACCCCAUCAUAUAUAGUCUAAAGACUGAGGAACUAAAGAAAGAAACUAGAAAAGCACUUGGAGAGCGC